Messenger RNA from Colletotrichum scovillei, 3752 nucleotides. Its product is annotated as carboxylesterase. The coding region runs from base 2083 to 3684 and encodes 533 amino acids. The record is from RefSeq and is a predicted model, not a curated record. The transcript has 6 exons. NCBI's taxonomy places the organism in Eukaryota, Fungi, Ascomycota, Sordariomycetes, Glomerellales, Glomerellaceae.
GAGCAAACAAGACGAAGGACUGCGAUGACAGAAGAUCAUUCUCAGAGGUAUACCACACAGCUGGCCAAGUGUUGCCGCCCUGUGCAGUACACAUCACAAACAUGAUAGUAACUUCAGUCUCCAGGUGCUCGUGGUGACAAUACCUUCCAGGCCUUGACACGGUACGGGAACUUGCCGCCCCGCGUAGAGCAUCCGAGCUUCGCAAUCCAUCGCGGGGAACCCGAUCUCAAAUCACCCUAACCUCACAACGGUGAGGGGCAACCGGCGUUAGCCUCAGAAGCUCUCUAUAGUUUGCAGGCGGAACCUUGAGAGUUUGUCUUUGACCAUUCCCUAGCGCAGCCGAGGUGCGCCAAUACUGCAACGUCGAGUCUGCUGCUCUUCUUCCACCAUACGGUCUAGGCGUCAUUAAAUCUGGCAAACUCGUCUAUCUGGAUCAUCUUGAAUGCCCUUACAGCCCUUACAGACUGUUCUCUUACCAAGAAACCAGGGCGCUAACAAGGCUAACACCGUACCCGCGCUAUUUCUUUCUCACCCAUCAGACUCUAGAGACAGACGCGUGGCCCAUCAUUUAGGAGGUGCGGUAAUCUUAUCCAGCGGCACUAUCAGUCUGGUCUCUGAGAGGACAUCGAUUUCCACUGGCUGUAAACCAUCUUAUUUGUGCUUUACAGCCUCGUUGUGCCUUUCGUCUGUUCUCAAGUUGAACUCAAUUCGACACUACAAUGCAGUAACAUGACGCCUAUACGGGCAAGACGGGGCACCAUUUCUAGAUUUGAAGCGACGUACGUUAUUCGAUGCUCGGUUUCGGGACUCACGCUUGGUCCACGACCGCUUUCGCUCCUCGAGCGCGGGACGCUCCGUCUCUGGCUUUACUGCGCCCUCGCUCACUGCAUUGACGUUGAGAAAGUCUAAUGACAUCAAUGUUUGGCUAGCUUUUCCAACCACACAAACCGGCGUCGGCACGUGUGUCUUGCUGAAUACGCCCAGCCCGGCAGCGGUUCAUUCGAGGGAGGUGUAGCACUAGUCUCCAAGGCAAGGUAAAUAUCUCCCGUUUGCUGCAGUAUUGCGCCAUCAGCAAACCUACUCUUCGCGACGAACCCUCUCUUGGGAAUGGUAUGGAAAUUGGUUGUACAGACUAUGAGGGAACAACCAAUCGAUACGGACAUCAAUCAACUGGCGCUGCCAACUCACUGACUUAUGAGAAGGCCCUAAAAGGCGGCAUGGCAAGUCAUGGCACUGCCGCGCCGACCUAGCGACCCCGCUCCACUAGCUUUCGGUUACCUUGUGCCCGCUAGGUUCACCGUUGCUGAGGACCCUCCGUGCAUACGAUGGAGUUUGUCUCACUGCUCAGCAGUCUGUCAGUCAGCCUUCAGGCAAGCUGGGCUUCUAAAUGGUUUUCGAGGUGCAUAUGCGGCUGUCAAUGUGCAUUUGAUGGCUGCAAGUAUCUCAAAGGAAAACGAAAAUUUUCUCCAUUGUGGGCUUCAAGGUUGGAUUUGGGAGUUGCUAGAAGAAUUGAGAGGGGCAAGCAAGGCUCCCUAAUUCGGAUAGUGUUGCGAACUUACCCACAACCCGACUAACCCCGGCCGCCUCGAUAGACUAGUCGACUUAAUGUUACUGAGGCUCUAUCGGAGGAAUCCCACGAACUGGCCUGCCAUCCGCACCUUUGCCCGGCCACGACGUCCGUAUGGACAGGGUUCCCUGCAGCAAACAGGUGAGUGGUCGACGCGAGUCCCGCCCAUCUUCCAGGACUCCAACUGGCAAGCGGGCUAGUUAUCCGGGGUACCCUUCGUGAGAAUGGGACGAUUGAGGAGGGCAUCGCGCAUUCUUGGGAGCGGCCCAAGGCAAUCGGCGAGCUGGGGAUCGUCCCCUCGGCAAGCAUGGUCCACAAUGGCUUCAGCAAAGUUCGUUGACAUAAAGACGAGGUCAAGGUCCCCUCCUGUUGCGAGCCCAGCAAGGCGAUCCUCUUAAUAGCGCCUAUCCGCAGCUUCAGACUCGGUCUCCUGCUUCUGCCACGCCCACCUCUCUUCACCUCACCUCAGGUCUCUAGUCUAUCGUUAGUUGAGCUCUCUCAACCUCAACAUCACCAUGAGAGCCCAAAGCAUCAUCAACAAUGUCCUGAGGGCAGUGGUCACCGCCUCCAGUCUAGUUGCUGCCAAGCCGGUCCUCCCUCGCUGGACUGUUGGACAGUCGGUGACGACUUCCAGCGGCCCCGUUGCAGGGCAUGUUGCUGCUGGUGUCGAACAGGUAUCCGAAUAUUUGGGCAUUCCGUACGCUCAGCCGCCUGUUGGGCCCUUGCGCUUCCAGCCUCCCGUCAAGUUUACCGGUGCUUCUCCUAUCAAUGGCUCAGACUUUGGACACCAAUGCAUGCAGCCGGCGAACGCACCCACUAGUCUGGAAGCUAUCUUGAAGCUCGGUAUUCCCGCUUCGGCCGUUGAAGUGACCAAAGCGUUGGGUGACACGGGCUCUCAGAGCGAAGAUUGCCUGACCUUGAAUGUGUGGACCAAGCCACAAACCGGCGAUUCGAAAAAGGCUGUCAUGGUCUGGGUUCACGGGGGCGCUUUCACCACAGGAAGUUCCCGUAUCCCAGCGUACAACGGAAAGUUCAUUGCAGACCAGAAUGACGUGGUGGUCGUGUCCAUGAAUUACCGCCUCAACCUCUUCGGAUUUCCAGGCAACCCGGUCACCGCCCCGAAUCUUGGAUUCCUCGACAUUCGCCUGGCGAUGGAAUGGGUCCGCGAUAAUGUGGAGAAAUUCGGCGGCGACGUCAACAGAAUCACCAUCUUUGGGCAAUCUGCCGGGGGUUCCUUGGUCGACUACUACUCUUACGCAUACGCGUCCGACCCCAUCGCCAGCGGUUUCAUCCCCAUGAGUGGCACGGCUACCGGAUUCGGUAUCUUCACCAACCAGACUGUGAACGCGAAAUGGUUCAACGUCACGUCAGCGGUCGGCUGCGGUAACAACUUGACCGACCCCAAGGUGGUCUCUGACUGCAUGCUCAGCAAGCCCGCCACGGAUCUCCUCACCGGCCUUUCUUCGCAAGAUGCCGGUAUCGCUUCCGCCGGAGGGCUCUCUUUUGCUCCUGUGGUAGAUGAUCGUCUUAUUUUUGCCGACUACAGCAUCCGCGACUCGGCCAACGCAGGGUAUCUCAUCGGCAACACUGAAAACGAGGCUGGGCUCUUCAAGAUCGGAGCCCCUGACCUCAAUGAGACAUAUUGGUUUGGUUUCAACCUUGUCGCUUUCAGCUGUCCCGCUGCCAGAAGAGCCGCGCGGGCCGUCUCUGCGGGCCAUCCGACAUGGAGAUACCGUUAUUUCGGCGACUUCCCUAACCUUGCUCUUACAACGACGCCGCCCAGUGGAGCAUGGCACGCAUCCGAGCUGCCUGUUCUCUUUGACACCGUGCCCCAGGCGGCAAUCAACAGCACAGCGCAGGAGAAUGCCGUGGGCAAGUACAUGCGUGGUGCGUGGGCAGCUUUCGCAAAGGACCCAGUGUCUGGUCUCCUCAACUACAACUGCCACGGCACGUGGCCCAACUACCAGGCCGACGGUAACACUCUGAACCGAAUCUCAUUCCAGAACCAGACGGGUGCCGAUUUGGCUCAGGGUGCCGAUUUGGCUCAGGGUGCCGAUUUGGCUCAGGGUGACGCUUAUGACGGCUUCUGCGCGCAAGUAGGAGUUCCCGUUGCUUGAGGACUCUGAAAGACGCUCUCUACAGGAAGCACGAAAAGUAAUGAACUCAUAUGAAGCCGCAAUUUCCU